Clonostachys solani is the source of this 312-nucleotide messenger RNA. Lineage: Eukaryota; Fungi; Ascomycota; Sordariomycetes; Hypocreales; Bionectriaceae. The record is from the annotation of a GenBank genome assembly.
AUGCCGUCCUCAAUCCCCAAUACAAAGGGCUCUGCAUCCCCCGCAGACGUCCCUCAUGGCGCCUGGGACUCCUUCCCCUGGACCCCAUUCCCCGAGUACGCCGGCUCCAAGUCGGUCAUCUACCGCUCUGCUGAUGGAAGGAUUGCCGCCGGCGCCGCCAAGGAGACGGGUACCGCGACACUUACUUAUCCCUGCGGCGAGUUUUUCUACGUGACCAAGGGCUGGAUCAAGCUGAAGGUUCAUGGGGGAGACGUUGACCCUGGAAAAGGGCCAGUUUAUAUAUCUCAAGAAAGGGACCACAGCGGAUUUUGA